Messenger RNA from Adelges cooleyi (spruce gall adelgid), 4456 nucleotides. It is a transcript of the gene SCAP, whose product is annotated as sterol regulatory element-binding protein cleavage-activating protein. The transcript has 21 exons. NCBI's taxonomy places the organism in Eukaryota, Metazoa, Arthropoda, Insecta, Hemiptera, Adelgidae. Bases 588 to 4349 code for a protein of 1253 amino acids. Gene Ontology annotation, biological process: SREBP signaling pathway. The record is from RefSeq and is a predicted model, not a curated record. Gene Ontology annotation, cellular component: endoplasmic reticulum membrane; Golgi membrane. Gene Ontology annotation, molecular function: sterol binding; protein binding.
UAGUCUAGUCUAACAGGCUACAGUUUAAGUGAAGUUUUUUGAAAAUUUAAAAAAACUUGAUAAAAAACUGGUCAUUGGGAAAAGUGUACAAUGGAAAAUUGUCUUUGGUAAAAGUGGUGUGAUCCCAUCCUAGCGUGUAGUGUGUACAAUAAUUAGCGUGGUCACUAUCAAGUUGGUUUUUUAUCACAAUAUAAUAUUCACAUUUCGGUUCACUAUUCACGUUAUGCAGCUAGUGAGUGACGACGGUGUAAUUUGAAACUGUAAAUAGUAGUAUUAUAAGGGUUUCAAGUUCAGUUUCAAGAUGAACUAGUCAAACCUCGGUUAACACGUUCAGGUUUUUGUUUGAUUGUACAAUAAUUACUAUUGUUUGUAUAAAAAAAUUAACUCGUACCCUUGUAGUUUUUUAUUAUAAAAUUGUAAUUUGGCAGUUUCUAAUAAUGGUUUUUUAAAAUCUACUGUACGAGGUCAAUUCGAUUAUUUUUCGCACUAUGGUUGUGAACUCUAGCUUGAAGUAAUUCGAGCUAGUAAUUUGACCACAAUGUUUUUUAGAAUGCUUACUAUUAAGAAGUUCUAGAUUUAGUAGUACGAUGGUGAAUUCUAAUUGGGAAAAUACUUCUGUUCCAAAACGCCUUCCAAACAAGGUGUCGCAGUUUUAUUAUUCCUACGGAUUAUUUUGUGCCUCUCAUCCUGUUUUUGCAUUGGUGUUAGCUGUAUUUAUUGUAAUUACAUGCAGUUUAACAUUAUUUGGAUUGCCAUUGUUCAGUAAUGUCGCACAUUCAAUUGUCACACCAACAUAUACGCCAGACAAUGUAACAAAUCGAUGGUUUCAUGGGCAUCCUAGUAUAUAUAUACAACAAAUUAUUUUGAGAUCCAUCGUGACUCCUUGGACGGAAGAUCUUGUUUUAUCGGAUGCAUUCAGAGGUCCUUUAGCUGAAUCAUUUAGAUUAGUUGAAAUCAUUAGAAAUUACCAAAUGCAAAAUAAAAUGUCUUUGAAUGAUAUUUGUCUGCACGUUGAAACUAUCAAUUCUGACAUAAAAUUAUUACCAGAGUAUAAUUGUUUAAUUGUAUCUCCAAAUAACUUGUGGCAUCAAGAUCCAGAAGAGUUUCGUGCUGACAACAAUCUUGUGAAAACAAUUUUCACGCAUCAGAAUCCAUCGAAUAUAAAAAUAAGUAUUCCAGAAAUUGUGUUUGGGAUGCCUAUAAAGGAAACAGGAAUUAAACGAUAUUCUGUACAUCCUCGCCAAAGAGUAGUACAGUUUGCUAUAACAAUAUUUAUGAAACAGCUUGUUCCUCCUUAUAUUGAAGGUUUGAAAAAUCAUUUAAAAGACGUAUAUCCAAUAAAUGUAAAACAAUCUCAACUUCUUUCGGAAACUUCCACGAUGCACAUAUACUACCCUGGAGAAGUGAAUUAUGAGACAAUAUUUGUAUUGAUUACAUGCUAUAUACUAUUGUUUGUAUAUGUUUAUUACUCAAUUCAAAAAAUGGAUGUGUUUGGAUCUAAAAUAGGAAUAAGUUGUGGUGCAGUUUUCACUGUUGUUUCAACACUUUUAACAACUAUGGGAUUGUGUUUUUUAUUUGGACUAGAUUUUACAAUUAGUGUUCAAAGUCAGAUGGUGUUUCCUUACUUAGUUAUUGUCGUCGGUCUGGAAAAUAUGUUGAUAAUAAUUAAAUCUGUGGGAUCAACGGCGCCUAAUUUAGAUGUAAAAAUACGGUUGGCUCAAGGUAUAAGUAACGAAGGAUGGGCUAUCACACAGAAUCUUUUGAUUGAAGUUACCAUUUUGACUGGAGGACUGUUAACUUUUGUGCCAUCUAUACAAGAAUUCUGUAUAUUUGCUAUAGUGGGUUUAUUGUGCGAUUACUUUUUUCAAAUGGUUUUCUUUCUUGCACUUAUUUCUUUAAAUAUGAAAUCUGUUGAAGAUUCCACGUAUCAAAAAACGUAUUAUCCUUUUUCGUUUACAAAUUUAGCCAAUAAAAUGCAUAAAUCUAACCCGCCUGCAUUGAAACACACGAGUCGCAGUGGAGUUAUGUUAAAAUCUGCAUCUCAUCCGCGGUUAAACGGUCUACAGAUUAUGGCCUCGAUAGAAGAUCCACGUCGUAAACCUUUAUCUAAACGUUUAAAAUUUCUUUACUUUUGGGCCUCCAUAAGAAUAGUUCAACGUGCUUUGAUGUUGAUUAUGAUUAUUUGGAUAUCUGGCAUUAUUUAUAAUACAAUAACUGUGCAAGACUUUUUUGAGUUGAGAAAAUCUAAUCCAUCUUCGGAAUUACCAAAAUCUCGGCACAAUUCCGAUAUACAUUUUCCUCUUGCUUGGGAAGAAGGUCGAAGAGCUGUUAUUAUUGAAAAUAAAGCUAGAGAUGCUGAGAAAAAAGAACAAGAUAUAAAUGAAAAAAUGAACAAAACAAAAGAUAAUGAUUCUCCGUAUCAUAUACAGCUGUUAAAUGCAGAAAAAUGGCCAUGUUGGCCAAGACUUUCGUGGUACAAUUGGCCUUUUUUGAUGGGUCUAUAUAAUAUGAGUAUUGCUGGUUCUUAUGUGUCUAUCUUACAACCUAUACUUUUGGCUCAUUCUGUGACGCCAAAAGAAGCGAUGUCCUUACGAGAAUCUCUUAAUGACGCUGACAAAUCUUUUCCGUCCCACUGGAAAUCUUUGGCUGCUGCACUUGAUCCUUUUGAUUUUGUUGAUACUCAUAUAGUAGCUCCCCUAGAAAACCGAAAGGAUAUAAAUGUUGAUAACUCAUCCGAGCCGUUUAUACCAACAUCGCCAUCUGAACUAAUGUUAAUUACUGUUCUGUGUUUAAUUAGCAUUUUAGUAUUGGUUUACACAUUGGUAAUGCUUUAUCGAUGUGUAUGUAGUCGCAAUUAUGCUGAAUGGAGAGCUGGCUGGAGUCAUGAUUUAAGUUAUGUGCAGCAUGAUUCGGGUAUACAGGUAAUUUUGGAAGCGGUUCCAAUAGAAUUUAAAGGACAUUUGCAAUCUGUAGAAUGCAUUGCCACUUAUGGGAAUAUUAUCGUCAGUACUUGUCUUGGAGGUUGUGUCAAUGUUUGGAACGCGUUAACUGGAGAGUUAAUUUGUAAUAUCGAUCGAAACAAUUUAGAGGAUUCGAGUGAUGAUGAAAUAGGUGAUAUAAGUUUUACUGAAGAUGCAUCUAAUGACCUUAUGGAUUUUACAUCGGAUUCCAUCAAUAGUUCACGUUUGCUACUCGAGCCUUUGAAAAAUACAGAGCAGUUGUGUGCGAGGUGCAAAAAUAUAAUUUCUAAUGAAAACAUCCAUUCCGAUACCUUAAACCAGGAUGCGAAAAAAUCUAAAUUGCCUUUGAGUAUCAACCAAAAUGAUUUGGAGACUAGGUCAAGAAAAUUAUCUGAAGAUGAAAUCAGUGUCAACUCGCAGAUUUGGUGUGUUGAUUGCAAUGAAAAUGUUGUUGUUUUAGGAUGUGCUGAUGGUUCAUUACAAUUUUGGGAUUUAUAUAAUGGAUCGCUAAAAUGCCAGUGGCAGACUGAUACUAGUGACGGUUUUACAGCCAUAAAAUUAAUCAACAAGUAUGUCGUUGCUGUAAGGUUAAAUGGAUCAUUAGAUUAUUUUAAACUGGACAUAUUCAGCGAUUCUACUCUUAGAGAAACUGUGGAAGUAUCAAAAACCAAAUUUGCCCACAGAAAGCAUGUACGAACAGGAAGUAUAGGAUCGUCUAUAAACACUUAUAAUUCAACAAAUGACACUGUACGAUGUCUACAUUUAGAAUCUUUGAAAGCACACAAUCAACCAAUAACAGUUCUUGAAACUAAUGGAGCGUUUAUUGUCACUGGUAGUCAAGAUCAUAUGCUUAAGGUAUUUAGAAUUGAAGAUCGGCAGCUUUUGUACACGUUGCACGGGCAUUAUGGUCCAAUAACUUGCUUAUUCAUUGAUCAAGUAAAUCCCCAUAUGGCAGCAUCUGGCAGUCAAGACGGAAUGAUGUGCGUUUGGGAUUUAGUGACUGGUACAUGUAUGUAUACAGUACAAAGUCACGACGGGGCAGUUUUAGGCUUAACGUGUUCAGCCAGCUAUGUAAUUAGUAUUGGUCAAGACGAUCGAAUUUGUGUUUGGGAUCGAUUUCAUGGUCAUAAACUUAACAGUAUUCAAAUUUGUAAUGUAUAUUGUUACAAUUUAGCAAUGCUGACCCACAAUUUGCUCAUUACCUCUAAACAGGGUUGUAUAGUUAUAAUGGAUGUUCAAACAGGAGAUCCAGUUAAAGUAUUUAGUUUGGGAGAUUCAGACUGUAAUGUUGUUACUCAAAUGUUGACAUUAUCAGAUAGCAUUGUUUGUGACUAUGGUACAGAAUUGCGGGUCGUACGGUUCCCUAUGAUAGCUACUAAAGAAGAUUAGACUUAACAAAUGACAAAAAUAAAGACAAAUUAUAUUAAUAUUUUUUUUUUACUCAAAAAUAUAUUUAUUUUUAUAAUUAUAUGAUCUCAAGUUAUUUUAAAUAAAUU